AUGAGCCAACUCAGAGGCCCACUUGACGUUCUACUCAAGAAGAACACUACAUGGUAUUGGACUCCGGAUCAACAAUCGGCAUUCGAUAAACUGAAGGAAGUAUUACAGAGUGAUCUUCUACUCACUCACUAUGAUCCGUUACUUCCAAUAAUAGUUGCAGCAGAUGCCAGCAAUCAAGGGAUUGGUGCUGUGAUUAUGCACGAACUCCCCAACAAGAGUCGAAAAGCAAUAUUUCAUUCUUCUCGUACACUGACAGAAACUGAGAAGAAAUACAGCCAAAUUGAAAAAGAAGCACUUGGUCUCAUUUAUGCAGUUACCAAAUUUCACAAAUACAUAUUUGGUCGUCAUUUCACAUUGGAGACUGAUCACAAGCCGCUUCUACAUAUCUUUGGAAAUAAGAAGGGUAUACCGAUCUACACUGCAAAUAGAUUACAGAGAUGGGCGUGUACGUUACUUCUUUACGAUUUCGACAUAACAUACAUUAAUACUGAUUCAUUUGGCUAUGCAGAUUUUUUAUCACGACUCAUCGAUUCUCAACCAAGAUCUGAAGAAGAUUCCGUCAUCGCUUCAGUAUACACAGAAAUCGUUAUCAACAGCAUUCAGACGAAUACUGUCACUUACCUUCCAGUGUUAUUCAAUGAAAUCGAACAGGAAUCCAAAAAUGAUUCUAAUAUCACGACAGUCAUUGAAUACAUGAGUUCGGGCUGGCCAUCUAACAAGAAGGAAAUUAGUACUGACCUUCUACCAUUUUUUAAUAGGAGAGACGAAUUAUCCGUAGUUCGUAACACCUUAAUGCUUGGAGAAAGAGUGGUGAUUCCUACUUCACUCAGGACCAGAGUCUUGAAACACAUUCACAAGGGUCAUCCAGGAAUAGAACGAUCCAAAGCACUAGCCCGCAGUUACGUUUAUUAUCCAGGAAUUGAUAAGGAUAUAGAGAGGUUAGUUAAAGAAUGUACUAAGUGCAUGGAGACCCGUACAUUACCUCAUAAGACUAAUCUCAAAUCAUGGCCUGUUCCACAAAAUGUAUGGGAACGUAUACAUAUAGAUUAUGCAGGACCACUGCAUGACAAAAUUUUCUUUCUCAUCGUGGACGCUAAAAGUAAAUGGCCUGAAAUAUUCAUUCCUUCAAAUUCCACUACUACAAGUACUAUUACAUGUAUGAAAGAUGCAUUUUCGAGAUUUGGAAUACCAAAAACGGUAGUUUCAGACAAUGGAUCGCAGUUCAGCAGCCAUCAGUUCCAAGAAUUUUGCAAAUUACAUGGCAUUGAACACAUAAAGACGCCUGCUUAUCAUCCACAAUGCAACGGUUAG
This is a messenger RNA of Photinus pyralis (common eastern firefly), 1311 nucleotides long. RefSeq lists its product as uncharacterized. The coding region runs from base 1 to 1311 and encodes 436 amino acids. NCBI's taxonomy places the organism in Eukaryota, Metazoa, Arthropoda, Insecta, Coleoptera, Lampyridae. Gene Ontology annotation, biological process: DNA integration. The record is from RefSeq and is a predicted model, not a curated record. Gene Ontology annotation, molecular function: nucleic acid binding. The transcript has a single exon.